AUGGAGACUAAGCAGUCCGAGAAGCCUCAGGCCGAGGAAUCUCCAGCUCCAGCACCAGCACCACCAUCAGCAUCAGCAUCAACUCCAGCUCCCCCGAACGGUGGAUUGGCGGCCUGGUCGGGCGUCUUUGCCUCGUUUCUCCUCUUCCUCACUACCUGGGGAUUUUCCACCGCCUUCGGUGCAUUCCAGAGCUACUACCAAUCCGAUCUGCUGCACACCAGCUCUCCGUCUCGCAUCGCUUGGGUGGGCACUGUCAAUGCCUUUUUCCUCAUCUCCACUGGCGUCAUCGCCGGUCCGCUUUUCGAUCGGGGAUACCUUCACCAUCUGAUGAUCGCCGGCUGUUUCCUGACCACCCUCGGGCUCAUGAUGCUGAGUCUGUCCACGCAGUACUACCAAGUAUUUCUCUCCCAAGGACUCUGUUGUGGCCUGGGUAGUGGCUUGAUCUACGUCCCCGCCUUGUCGUUGGUCUCAACGCGCUUUACAACGCGCCGUGGCAUUGCAGUUGGCCUGGUCACCUCAGGCGCGAGCGUGGGCGGAGUCCUCUUUCCUAUCAUCUUCAUUCGUCUUCAACCACGUAUCGGGUUUCCCUGGACUGUACGGACCUUGGGCUUUAUUCAGCUGGCCUGCUCGUGCAUCGCAGUUCCGCUGUUGAUGGUCACUACCAAGACCCGACGAGGUCCUCCCCGGCAGCUCAUCCACUGGCAUGCGAUGAAGGAAUGGAGUUUCAAUGCUUACGGGAUCGCCAACUUCCUCAUGUUCAUGGCCUACUUUAUUCCCCUGUUCUACGUCCCUGCCUUUGCCUCUACCGCCCUCCGCACUUCCACCGACCUUAGUUUUUACAUGGUCUCCAUCCUCAACGCCGGCUCUGCCUUUGGCCGCAUCGGGUCCUCCCUGCUGACCUACCGACUCGGCGCCAGUCACAUCCUUCUCGCCAGCGUGAUUGCUUCGGCGGUGCUUCUUUUUGGCUGGAUCGGCAUCCAUUCCGUUGCCUCGUUUGUCGUCUUCUGCGUGCUCUUUGGCAUCUUCUCUGGCGUGCUCAUCUCCGCUAAUCCGCUGGUCAUCGCCCACCCGGUAGUCUCGCCCACUCCUUCAGUGAUUGGGACGCGCAUGGGCAUGCAGUGGUUUGCAACCAGUCUUGGUGUGUUAAUUGGAGCGCCUAUAGCGGGCGUUAUUGAGGGUCAUGGUGGAGACAAUGGCUUUCUGGGAUUGCAAAUCUUCAGUGGAGCAGGGAUGGCUCUGGGAGCAGCAUUUCUGCUGGUGCCGCUGAUGGCAGUUUGGCGACAUGAUCAUAUGCAAAACAAGGCGUAA
Molecule: messenger RNA, 1308 nt
Organism: Aspergillus pseudoviridinutans
Lineage: Eukaryota; Fungi; Ascomycota; Eurotiomycetes; Eurotiales; Aspergillaceae
Product: putative MFS monocarboxylate transporter
Exons: 2
Coding region: 1-1308 (435 amino acids)
Biological process (GO): transmembrane transport
Cellular component (GO): fungal-type vacuole membrane
Molecular function (GO): transmembrane transporter activity
Source: RefSeq, a predicted model, not a curated record